AUGAAGCUGCAAAAAUCAUCUGAUAAGAAAUAUGUUCCUCUUAAUAGCUAUGAGAUUUUCUUUGCUUCUCUACUUGCAAUUUUUGUGUGUAUUUGUGUUGGACUGAUUGUGCUGUCUUGGUUAUCAGUCCAGGAGUUGGAGCGAGCUGAAGCAGAUGUGAAUACUCAUGGCUAUAUGGGAAUAUUUAAAAUAUCCUCUGGCACAUCUUUCAGUUCAACCUUACUAAACAGUUCAUCAGCUGAUUUCAAAGUCCUUGCCUUUGAUAUCGAAAAAUUGAUACAAAAUAUCUUUCAAGAAAGUGAACUGAAAUACAAAUUUGAGAGAUGUGAAAUUUCCCGGUUCAAGAAAUCUGAAGAUGAGCAUGGCAGAUUGACAUCAGAAACCAGUGUGGUUGUGAUCUUCACCCUUUACUUUACCAAGAUGGUAACAGUUGAGAAAAUAAAAAAUGUGCUGGUUUUGGGUGUCAUUGCAAAUAACCCUAAUCCUACCAAGGCUUUGAAAAUCGAUGUGAACAGCAUACAAAUCACAGCUGAGUGUUUGCCACCUGCUGAACUCUGUGCUGAUGGUGCAACCUGCAUUAGCAAAGAUUUCUUUUGUGAUGGAGUCUUGAACUGCCCAGAUGGUUCAGAUGAAUCUGAAAAAAGAUGUGCUGCAGUUUGUGAUGGAAAAUUCAUGUUGACUGGUUCCUCUGGGUUUUUUCACUCUAUGAAUUAUCCAAAGCCAUAUAAUGAAAACAUUGUUUGCCAAUGGAUAAUAGUAGUGCCUCAAGGGUUGUCCAUUAAACUGAACUUCACUUCUUUUGAAACACAACCAUAUGAAGAUGUGUUGAGUAUUUUUGAAGGAUUAGGACAAAAUAAGAUUUUAAGAGCUUCUCUGUCAGGGACCAAUCUUGAAACAAUUUACAUUUUUUCUCAUGAGGCUACAGCACAAUUUAUGUCUGAUUAUUCAGAGAAUUAUAAUGGCUUCAAUGCAACAUACACUGCAUUUAAUGCGAGUGAACUAAACAAUUAUGAGAAAAUCAAUUGCACUUUUGAAGAUGGCUUUUGUUUCUGGAUACAAGAUUUAGACGAUGAUUCAGACUGGGACAGAGUUCAGGGUCCUACCUUCCCCUUCAUGAGUGGUCCUGAAUUUGAUCAUACAUUUGGCAACUUUUCAGGAUUUUAUAUUUCAACACCCAUUGGACCUGGAUUCAUAGAAGAGCGAGUCAGAAUUCUGAGUUUGCCUUUGGUCCCUUCAGAUACAUAUUGUCUAAGCUUUUGGUAUUUCAUGUUUGGGAUUAAUGUUUACCGUUUAAGAGUUAGCAUAAGUGAUGAGCAUGGUCAGGAAAAGAUAAUUUUCGAGAAAGAAGGAAACUAUGGAAACAACUGGAAUUAUGGACAAGUAACUUUAAAUGAAACAUCUGAUUUUAAGGUUAUUUUUGAUGCCUUUAAAAGGCGUGGUCCCAGUGAUAUUGCCAUGGAUGACAUUGGCCUGACGAAAGGAAAGUGUAAUGAAGAAAACUAUGUAGAGCCAACUGUGAGGCCAACUGCUGCUACCACCCCAUUAGCUCCUACUGACUGUGGAGGGCCGGUUGAACUCUGGGAGCCAAACAGUACAUUCAGCUCUGCAAACUUUCCAAACAAUUACCCUAAUUUAGCUUUUUGUGUGUGGUACUUAAAUGCUGAAAAUGGAAAAAACAUCCAGCUUCAUUUUCAGGUUUUUGAUCUGGAAAGUAUUCAUGAUGUAGUUGAAAUCAGAGAUGGCAGAGGACCAGAUUCCUUACUUUUGGCUGUCUACACAGAGAGAGGCCCACUGCCAGAUGUGUUCUCCACAACAAACCAGAUGACAGUGAUCCUCCAGACAGACAAGUCUGCAACAAGGAAGGGAUUUCUUGCAAACUUUACUACUGGCUACCAUCUAAGGGCUUGUACAGUUGAUGAGCAUCAGUGUGGUAGUGGGAAAUGCAUCCCAUUGCACAACCUGUGUGACAACAUACCUCAGUGUGAAGAUGGCUCUGACGAAGCAAAAUGCAUGAGAUUACUCAAUGGCUCUCUGAUCAUUGAAGGGCUGGUACAGGCCAGGGUUGGGAAGAUGUGGCACCUGGCAUGUGCAGAUGAUUGGAGUGGAGAGAUUGCAGACAGUGUUUGCCAGCUGCUGGGGCUGGGGGAUGCAAAUAUGUCAUCAGCUGUAUUAUUCACUGGAGAUGGUCCAUUUGUCACCAUCACCAAAGGAGGCCACCACAGCCUAAUUUUUACAAAAAGAGAACACUGUUUGGACAACCUGGUGGUUCAUCUGCAAUGUAACAUUCAAUCUUGUGGAAAACACCUGGCAACUCAGAAUAAUGGAACAAGAAUUGUAGGUGGAAACGAUGCCAGAAAAGAGGCUUGGCCUUGGAUAGUUUCACUCCAUUUUAAUUUCCAACCCGUUUGUGGAGCUUCCCUUGUCAGUGAUGAGUGGCUGGUGACAGCAGCACAUUGUGUCUAUGGGAGACAACAAAAGCCGUCCCGCUGGCGAGCGGUUCUGGGCUUGUACAGUCAGUCAGAUCUGGCCCAGCCUCCAGCAGCAGUUCAAAACAUCGACAGAAUCAUCAUAAAUCCUCAUUACAUGAAGCAAACAAAAGACAGUGAUAUUGCUCUGAUGCACCUUCAACACAAAGUGCAGUAUACAGAUUACAUACAACCUAUCUGCCUACCAGAAAAAAAUCAACAGUUUUUACCAGGGAUUAACUGCUCCAUUGCUGGCUGGGGAAAUAUCAGGAAUGGAGGUCCCUCUUCAAAUAUAUUGCAAGAAGCAGAGGUCCCUCUCCUUUCUAAUGAAAAAUGCCAGCAAUGGAUGCCAAAAUAUAAUAUUACUGAGAAUAUGCUCUGUGCAGGAUAUGACAUGGGAGGAAUAGAUUCCUGCCAGGGGGAUUCAGGUGGCCCUCUGACAUUUGAAGAUGGAGACAAAUGGUUUUUAGUUGGUGUAGUAUCAUUUGGAGAAGGGUGUGCACUUCCCCAACAACCAGGAGUGUAUGUUCGAGUCACCAUGUUUGUGGACUGGAUCAAAAACAUCAUCUAUUAG
Molecule: messenger RNA, 3039 nt
Organism: Lonchura striata (white-rumped munia)
Lineage: Eukaryota; Metazoa; Chordata; Aves; Passeriformes; Estrildidae
Source: RefSeq, a predicted model, not a curated record